GGUCCCCGCAAGAUAGUGAAUUCUUCCGAGAGAAUGACCAAUAUCAAUGAGUUCAAUGUGUACUUUGGCACCGAUUCGCUGAAGAAAUACUUUGACCCGGAUUCUCAGCCCCCUCUGCCUCUGGUAGAGCUUCCGCCUCAUCUGAACCCAUAUCAUGAAGAUGGAGUGCGGAUAUAUGCUAAGAUGAUGACGAUGCACCCGGCCAACAAUGUUAAGGCGAUGCCAGCUUUGAACAUGCUUGAAUCUAGUGUUGUCCCUGGCGAGACGGAUCAGAUCAUCGAAUAUAGCUCCGGAUCAACGGUGAUUUCAAUGUCCAUGAUUGCUCGAGUCAUGCAUGGAGUGAAUGAUACUCGGGCGUUCCUGAGCAACAAGACUAGCGAUGCAAAACUGAAAUUGAUGCAAUUCUUUGGCCUUGACAUUACCUUGUUUGGUGGACCAUCUCAGCCCGAGCCGCUGGAUGAGCGAGGGGGUAUUCAAAAUGCUCGAAGAAUGGCUCUGGAAUCAGAGAAAAUCGUCAAUCCCAACCAAUACGAAAACAGGAACAACUGGCAGUCUCACGUGCGAUGGACUGGGCCGCAGAUUUUCAAGCAGCUGCCUGAAAUAAAUGUUCUAUGUGCUGGAAUGGGCACUUCUGGUACCAUGACCGGACUCGGGACAUAUUUCAAAGGCGUGAAGCCAUCGGUCUACCGUCUUGGUGUCUGCACAACUCCAGGUGACCGGGUCCCUGGCCCCAGGUCAUAUGCUCUUAUGCGCCCUGUGGAAUUCCCCUGGAAAGCCGCCGUAGACACCAUCGAGGAGGUUGGAUCGGCCGAAUCUUACACCUUGUCUUUGAAUCUAUGUCGAGAGGGAUUAGUCUGUGGUCCCUCCUCCGGGUUCAACCUUCAAGGAUUGUUCCAGACACUGGCAAAGCGCAAAGCCGCUGGAACCCUAUCUGGGCUAGCAGGACCCGAUGGAACGACACACUGUGUUUUCCUCUGCUGCGAUCUGCCGUACCAGUACAUCGACGAGUACUUCCAAAAGGUGAACAAGCAACAGUUCCACCCAAUCCGAAAUGAGCGCCUGACAAAGGUUGAUCUGCACCGAUAUGACGAGAGUUGGGAGCGGGAUGCACUGGACGUGCUACCGGAAUUUUAUGGAUCCCCACGGUCCCUUGCGCAAAGCCUACUGAGCGAGAUUAUCCUUAAACCACAGAAUCGAGUUCUGGAUCUGCGCCAGCCAGGCGAUUUCUAUGCGUGGCACCUCCCCGGUUCGAUGAACCUGCCAUUGUCAAGUGUUGCGCCUCACAGCCCAUCGCCGUUUUCGGACCCGGGGGUGUUGGAAGCGCAGUGGGUGGAGCUGGAGAAGAUCUUCAAGGAUGACGUCUUGGUAUCCGAUCUUGGUAGGCAUCACGUUCUUGUGGUAUGCUACGAUGGGGACUCGGCACGCGUGGCCACCAGCGUUCUUCGAGCGAAGGGCCUCGAAGCAGACAGCGUGCGUGGAGGCCACCGUGCACUAAGGAUGUAUGGAAUCGGGAGCGAGAAUUCCAUCUCCACCAAGAUGCCUCUCGGGACCACUGUUUCCGUUGCGGUGCCCCUUGAGUAA
Molecule: messenger RNA, 1581 nt
Organism: Penicillium paradoxum
Lineage: Eukaryota; Fungi; Ascomycota; Eurotiomycetes; Eurotiales; Aspergillaceae
Product: putative cysteine synthase B
Exons: 3
Cellular component (GO): cytoplasm
Molecular function (GO): cysteine synthase activity; cystathionine beta-synthase activity
Source: RefSeq, a predicted model, not a curated record